Sclerotinia borealis F-4128 is the source of this 933-nucleotide messenger RNA. NCBI's taxonomy places the organism in Eukaryota, Fungi, Ascomycota, Leotiomycetes, Helotiales, Sclerotiniaceae. The record is from the annotation of a GenBank genome assembly.
AUGAUUGCUGAGAACGUUCUCGAAUUUGAAUCACAAAUCAGAGAUAGAGGAGCUCUAGUCACUUCAAGAAUUGCCGGUGAAGACUUCGACUCUGACGAUGACAUUUCAAUAUUCGGCAUUGCCGCCUCUGCUUCUAGCAUAUCUACUUCGUAUUAUGCAGAGUCCUACGAAUUGGUCCCUACUUUUGUAUCGGUACUCACUCAAGAUGCCGAAUUCCAUGAGCUCAUCUCUUUCACGAUAAAAAACGUCCAGAGGGACAAAUUACAUAGAUUCUUACGUCGACUUCUUAAGAACUACGCCGCAAACCUCAACAUAUCUGCUGUAACAGCGACCACGAGAAACUUGACACGAUUGUUGAGACAGCCACGCUACUUGAACCGCAUUGUGGCACAACUCAUGAGCAGCGCCCAUCAGAAACCCACACGAACCGAAGUCAUUGAUCAAAUCGAAUUUGAACUACUUGAGAAUGAUAGUAUUUCGAAAGCUACUUUGUAUCAUCUCGACAACGAUACGACGGCCAUAGCUGAAAGCGUUCUCAACUUUUUGGUUGACGGCACUCCGUUCACGAACCUAAAAUCAAACUUUAAAAGGAUUCUUUGUCCAGAACUCGAGAGAGGCACGAUAGUCAGCACUGCAGAUGCUAGCCAUUUAUAUCUUUUGGUUUCGCGAGAGAAAACAAACGGCGUUUGGAUAUAUAUGCAACGAGGUUGCGUUCGCAUCAUUUUUAUAUCCUUUACCUUCAUAGCUUUAAGCGUCUUUUUAGGCGUAUACUUCACCGUCAGCAAAGAUUACGGAUAUAGUAUGGGCGAUGCUUUUACCUUAGCUAGCUAUGUCAUUGGCCUUGGAACUCUAGUUUGCGGAGCGCUCAUAGGACAUCAUUAUCCACAUUGUAGAUGUUGGAACAAAGACCUCCCACGAACACAUCAGGUUUGA